Messenger RNA from Acanthosepion pharaonis, 798 nucleotides. Lineage: Eukaryota; Metazoa; Mollusca; Cephalopoda; Sepiida; Sepiidae. The record is from the annotation of a GenBank genome assembly.
AUGCGAACUGUUGACCGAAAACAGUUCUUGUCGAAAGCAAAGUACAAGGCUGAGAAUAGCAUGAAACUGGUUUUCAAGCCUAAACAAAAAAUAGGAAAAAUUGCUUCAGAAUUAACAGGUUUGACAACUGAUAAUCUGAACAAGCAAGAAAGCUUUAAUUCGAAGGCAGCUGAUCUGAUCAAAAUCUUUCUUUUGAGAUUGAUCGAUCAGAAGUGUAAUAAUUUUCUCAAUUGGGAUUCUCACAAUAUGGCUGCAGCAAGUAGUGUCCCUGUAGAAACUUUGGUUUUUAUGCAUUCCAAAGCAAGUGACAGUUCAAAAGAUGGAGCCAAUUCAAGGAUUACUGAGAUAUGUAUGCAAGCUGUCAGCCGAAAACACUUCCUGUCAAAAGCAAUGAACAAGUAUGAGAAUACGAUCAAGCUUGUUGUCAUGCCUAAAGAUGAGAAAGAACAAACUGUUUCAAACGUGACUGCUGAGAAAGAGGAGAAAAGUAAGCAGGAAAGCUUAGAUGCAGCGGAUGCUGAACUGUUGAAAUUUACUGAUCACCUCCCUGACUGGAAGGGUUGCCUGAAGGAAGAACCGACUUUAAGCCCUUUAGUGAUAUGGUCCUUCUUUUCUGUUUGUUCAAGUUUGCUUUCUUUUCCUCUUUUCACCUCUCCGUUCUUGGAAAGAUGCAGACAUUGCUUUUUCUUUCUCUUUUCUGCUUACCCUCUCUCCGGGGAAAAUGCAGUAAAUCUACUGUUACCUUCUUUUCUUUGGCAUUGCCCAGGAUUUGACGGUCGAGCACAUCCUGUCAUUUAA